Rosa chinensis is the source of this 3882-nucleotide messenger RNA. Its product is annotated as disease resistance protein RPM1. The record is from RefSeq and is a predicted model, not a curated record. NCBI's taxonomy places the organism in Eukaryota, Viridiplantae, Streptophyta, Magnoliopsida, Rosales, Rosaceae. The coding region runs from base 626 to 3400 and encodes 924 amino acids. Gene Ontology annotation, biological process: defense response to other organism. The transcript has 2 exons. Gene Ontology annotation, molecular function: ADP binding.
AUACAAAAAGCAAUACACUUUUUCAAACUUUCACCUUCUUCUUUUUAACAGUUUGAGAAUCUUGAUGAUUUUACGGUGAACCCCCUCGAACAACUCACUGUAUCUUGAUGAUAGUCCUGCUCCCUGCACAAUUCCAUUGCAAAUUGAAAAUCAAACACACUUGGGGCAUCCAAUUUUCUCUAAAUUCAACAACUUGUACACAAUCCAAACCUAACAAGAAAGGAGAAAAACGGAGACUGACCCCAUUGGACGGUGAGGGCUUCGUAUAUCCGGGCCUUGGAGGCGGCGCCGGGGCGGCGAAUCGAUUUACAGAUCUUCUGCGCCAGGGUUUCGGUGGGCGGGUAGAGCGGCCGCUGAGGGUUUGGGUGCGUGACUGGAGUCGCCGACGAAGCUUUGCCCCCUAGUCCCUCUUGGUUUUGCCCUUUUCUUUCUCUCUCUUUCCUCAUUCAUCUCUGUGCCUAGAUUUCUAGGGUUUCUGCAAACUCCAUAGCCAUUUUCUUUGCCUUUCUGCUUCCACCGUGAUUUCUAGCAUUCGUGACCAUUGCAGUUCUUCUGUGAGCUUUCAGAUCUUAUCAAAAAGAUCCAUCAACACUUGAGAGAUCGAGUAUACUGACUGAAGGCCAAGAUGGCCUCAUCUGUCACAGACCUCUUAAUUGGAAAAAUUGUGGCAAUUCUUGAGAACGAAGGAACAACCAUAGCCAGUGUUCGUGAUGAAGUUGAUAGCAUUAAGGAGGAGCUUCGAAGCAUGAAAGCUUUCUUAGUGGAUGCAGAGGCCAGCACAGCAAAAACUGAAGGAGAGAAAUUGCGGGUUGAAAGCAUCAGAGACUUAGCCUAUGAUGUUGAAGAUAUCAUUGAUGAAUUCAUGUAUCACAUGUAUGAGAAGCAAAGUGGGAGUCGAUUUUCAAGGAGGCUACACAAAACCAUUUGCUUUCCAAAAUGUCUUUGGUUUAGACGUAAAACUGCAAAGAGGUUACAGAAAAUCACUAAAAAGAUCAAAGACAUUCCAGGGAGGAAUCAAAGGUACGGUGUUGGCCUUGUAGCAGGAGCAACUACAUCUGAAGAUAUUCACAAAUUGGUGCAGAACCAAGCUGAGUCUUCGUUUUUCAUUAUGGAAAACGAACUGGUUGGGAUUGAAGGCAAGAAGCAAAUACUAAUGGGAUGGCUCAUGGAUGAAGAGCAACACCAAACUGUUAUAUCUGUGGUUGGUAUGGGAGGUUCUGGAAAGACAACUCUAGUUGCCAAGACCUUCAACAAUGAAAGGGUGAAGAGACAUUUUGAUUGUUAUGCAUGGAUUACCGUUUCCCAAACGUAUGCUGUGGUAGACUUGUUUCGAAGCUUGAUCAUGGAAUUCCACAAAUCUAGGAAGGAAGAUUUCCCUGCAAAUUUGAAUGCCAUGAGCCGCAAGGAAUUGCUAGAGUUACUAGUUAACUACUUGGAGUCCAAAAAAUACCUGGUUGUUCUAGAUGACGUGUGGGAUAUAAAAAUUUGGAGAGAAAUAAAGGUAUCACUUCAAGAGAGGCAACUCGGAAGUCGAAUUAUAGUUACAACUCGAAAAGAAGAUGUAGCAUCCAAUUCUUUUGGAGUUAGAAGCCAUGUUCACCAUAUUCAACCCCUGCUAAAGAAUGAGGCUUGGGAGCUCUUCUGCAAAAAAUCAUUCUCAUCUAAUGAGCACAAAACUUGUCCACCUGAUUUUGCGUCAUUAGCUUGCCAACUUGUGGAGAAGUGUGAAGGCCUUCCUCUGGCUAUUGUGGCUUUAGGGGGUCUUAUGUCUUCCAAGAAGUUGCUGGAUCAAUGGCAGCAAGUCUGCAACAGCUUGAAUUGGCAUCUAGAUAACAAUCCAUUGCUAGACCAUGUGAAACACAUCUUGUUGCUGAGUUUCAAUGAUUUGCCAUCUCAAUUGAAACAUUGCUUCCUCUAUUGUUCUCUUUUCCCAGAAGAUUUUUCAAUUAAGAGAAAAAGGCUUAUUAGAUUGUGGAUAGCCGAAGGAUUUGUUGAAAAUGUGAAAGGGAUCACGCCCGAAGAAGUUGCAGAUGGCUAUCUCUGGGAACUCUGCUUCCGUAGCAUGUUACAAGUUGUUGAGAGAAAUGGAACAGGAAGGCCAAAAGAAGUUAAGAUGCAUGAUCUGAUGCGAGAUCUUGCUUUGUUGACUGCCGAGAAGGAAAAGUUUGGUCUUGUAUACGACGGGAGAGAAGUAAUGGAAGACAUCUCAACCCGUCGCUUGUCAAUUCACAAAUUGGAAGGAGAAUUUAAAUCAUGGCCGGGUAUGUCAAAGAUUCGUUCUCUUCUUGGCUUUGCAACUGACAUGUCCUCAUUGACUUUCUCAAACACACUGGUUUGUCAAUUCAAAUUGUUGAGGACUCUAGACUUGGAGGAUGUCCAAAUUGGUAAACUGCCAGGUGCAGUUGUUUACUUGUUCAACUUGAGAUACUUAAAUCUGAAGGGCACUUUAAUCGAGGAACUUCCAAAGUCUAUAGGGCGUCUCCGCAACCUUCAAUUUUUGAACCUGUGGCGUACUAAGAUAGAGUCACUUCCACCAGCAAUUGCAAAGUUGCUGAACCUGCGCCAUCUAAUUGUGUAUCGCUUCACUGGAAACCAUCUGGACUUCACUGAAAACCGUCUGGCCUUCAAACUUGCGAGUGGGACAAGAGCGCCAUCAAAUAUUUGUAAGUUGCAGAAAUUGCAAUGUUUAUCAAUUAUUGAAUCAGAAGGGGACACUGGUAGACUUAUCGGCAACAUGACUCAACUUAGGAGCAUCGGCAUAUCGAAUGUGAAAGAAAGAGAUGAGAUUGACCUUUGGGUCUCAAUUGAAAAGUUGAAUCUGCUUCAAAGUUUGAUUUUAAUGGCAAGUAAUGAAGAGGAAAUUCUUCCGGUGAAAGCACAAUGUCCCCCUCUUCCGCACCUUCAAAAGCUUUAUUUGAUUGGCAAACUGCAAAACGUAAUACCUUGGUUUUCUUCAUUGCAUAGCCUCACAACUCUGCUUUUGCAUUGGUCUAGACUUGAAGAGGAUUUACUACUUCAAAUUGAAGCACUGCCUAAUCUAACAAAGCUUUAUCUUCGUAAUGCAUAUGUUGGGGACGAGUUGUGUUUCCGCAGAGGAUUUGUAAAGCUGGAGAGGUUGGAGUUGUUCAAUUUUGCCUCAUUGAAAAAUAUAACUAUAGAUGAAGGGGUGAUGCCAAAUCUUCGGUACUUAUGGGUUGACAGCUGCAUGCAGUUGAAGACAGUGCCAUUGGGCCUUGAAUACCUUUCUAAUUUACAAACUUUGGGUCUGGAAAAUGUUCCCAUGGAAGUUAUAAGGCCUAUUCGGAAAGGAGGUGUAAAUCGCUCUAAGGUACAACACAUCCCUGAGAUCAAACAUUUUUUCCUACGAUCAUCCAAGAGGGUAUAUGAAAACUUGGCCUAGUAUUUCUUUCUCCUGAAAGGUACUUACAUUGAACAUAAGCACGACUUUUAUCAUAUACUAAACAAGAAAUGGUACACAGCAAUAAAAACUAAAUGUGUCCAAUUUGGUGUUCCCAGCCAUAAUGUAUUAUGUAUGCAAUGAAAGAAAGAUUUACCAAAUAUUUGUUUUUUCUCUUGUUACACCUUGUGUAGAAUCGAUCAAGUGAUUCAAGUUUGAGAAGUAUAAAUUUAAGAAGAUUUGACGCAGUUUGAUGAAGAAUCAUUUCUGUCCACGUAGGAAGAUGCAAGAUCUCGGUUUAUCAUUUGCCUCAUCAUUUUUAAAAAAUUGAAAUAUACACUGUGACUCUGUUUCUGAUGUUGUACUUGGUAUAGUUUGUGUGCAUUGGCAUGUAAUAAUGUUGGAUUGAAUGCCACUUUAGCAGUUUGCAUUGUAAUAAAGAUUCGGUAUCCAUGUUGGAUUGAAAAUUUGAGUUGGGUUUUGAA